GCGAACGCGGCUGGUUGUCCUCGCUCCUCGAAAACGGAAACAUAAACUUCAACUCGAACCCAAAGCGAACAGUGAAUAUACGAAGUAAAAUUAAACAAAGACUCGAAUUCGCGAGUGUGUGACGGGGAGUUUUUCUAAGUGUGUGCCGUGUUGCAUGUUGGCUUUUGGAGACUCGAAACUGAAUACUAAGUAGUGUGUGCUCGUGGUAACUUGUAUAAGAUGCUGGAGUUUUACCCAAUGCCCACGAAUCUGAAUCCAGUCGGUGGCAGCUUGUACUCGCUGCAACAGAAUCAUGGCGGGGCACGCUUCCUGGACAAUCCCAAUCCCGGCAGCAUGACAGCCAACGGCAGUAAUUCCCUGCACCUCAGCAAUAACAAUAACAACAACAGCAUUUCCGGCAACAACAGUCCCACAACAACGGCUUCAUUAACGGGGCAGCAGCAACAGCAUCAGCAGCAACACCCCCACCAGCAACAUCAGCAACACCAGCAGCAACACGCAGCCUCGACCACGCCAGUGCCAAUUAACAGCUGCCCCACGCCCACAGGACACAGCCCCCUCAACAGCAACAGCAACAACAACAACAGCAACAACAAUAAUAAUAAUGGCAGCAGCAACAACAACCUCAACUCCGCCUGCAACACAUUAACAGCUGCUGCUGUUGCUGCUGCUGCCGCUGCUGUGGCAGCUCCAUCGGCGGCAGCAACCUCAGUUGCCACCUCGCAAUUAGGCGGAGCAGUUGCUGCUGCCAUUGCUGCUGCCGCUGCGACGACAGCAACAUCGGCCCCCGCGGCAACAGGAAACGGAAAUGGCAAUGGGGGAAGCGGAAGUGGAGGAACUGCUGCUUCUGCUGCUGCUGCUGCCGCUUCUGCUGCAGCAACGGCCUCGGCAGCAGCGGCAUCCAAAUUGUCUGCCGAUUGUAGUGGACGCACAGAAGUGGGUCACAUCAAGUGCGAGAAGAACUUCGAGCUGUGCGAGGGCUGCGGCCAGAAGAUCCACGACCGCUUCCUGAUGAACGUGGGCGAGGCCAACUGGCACGAGCAGUGCCUGGCCUGCUGCUACUGCGGGAUGCAGCUGCACCACACCUGCUACGUGCGCAACUCGAAGCUCUACUGCAAAAUGGACUACGACCGACUGUUCGGGGUGAAGUGCGCCUCCUGCUGCCACGCGAUCCUGCCGCAGGAGCUGGUGAUGCGACCCAUUCCGAACUUCGUCUUCCACCUGCCCUGCUUUGUGUGCUACGCCUGCCGGUUGCCGCUGCAAAAGGGUGAGCAGUUCCUGCUGCGGGAUGGCCAGCUCUUCUGCUACCGCCACGAUCUCGAGAAGGAGAUGUUCCUGGCCGCCGCCGCCGCUCAGCAUUGCGGGUUCGUUGGCCUGGACGAGGAGGAUCUGCUGAGGCCACGCGAUGGCAGGAGGGGCCCGAAGCGACCCCGCACCAUCCUCACCUCGCAGCAGCGCAAGCAGUUCAAGGCCUCCUUCGACCAGUCACCCAAGCCCUGUCGCAAAGUGCGAGAAGCCCUGGCCAAGGACACCGGACUUUCGGUUCGCGUGGUGCAGGUGUGGUUCCAGAAUCAGCGGGCCAAGAUGAAGAAGAUCCAGCGGAAGGCCAAGCAGAGUGGCGGCUCCGGGGGAUCUGGCAGUGGGCGUGGCACGGGCAACUCGAGUGCCAACGAUGACAAGGACACCAACGAUAAGGACGACAAGUGCGUCAAGCAGGAGUUGGGCGGAGACAGCUCGGGAUAUCUGGGCGCGAUGGACAACACUUUCGCAAGCCAGCCACUGAAUCCCAACUUGCCCUUCUCACCGGAUGACUAUCCGGCUAACUCGAACGACAGCUUCUGCAGCUCGGACCUCUCGCUGGAUGGCAGCAACUUCGACCCGCUGGACGACGAUGCGGACUCGCUGUCGCUGAACAACCUGGAGCUGCAGUCGACCAGCUCCUCGGGCAACCAGCAUUCGCACUCGCACUCCCACUCGAAUCCCCACGACAUGCUGGCCAACCUGAACAACAGCCUGAUAAACCCCAUCGACAAGCUGUAUCUUAUGCAGAACUCGUACUUCAGCUCCGAGCACUAGGCACUAGCACUCGAUUAAGCGAUCGAGGGAUAGAGACGAAUUUAUUAGCGUUAGAGUGGCAGAAUCCGAGUGGAAAGGACACCGGGUCCUUGCUGUUACUUUACACGUAGCGCGUAGUUUUCACCUCCGCAUUCGGCGCUUGAGGCGGCGGCAUUAAGUUGGAGUUGUAGAACCAGAUACAAGAUACAUCAAAUGUGAUUUUUUUAAGCUAAUUGAAAUUUUAAGAUUCUUGGCGAUUUGAACGCGGCGCAAAGAGGCGGACAGCAAAUUUUGUUGUUAGUCUAGACUCUAGAGGCAAAGGAAUGUAGAAUACCCGAAAUGGUUAAUCGGUCAAUAUGUGCCCCCUAUGUUUGUAAAUAGUUUUAGCCCCCCGAGAAAAUUGUUAUUAAAUGUAAUUUAAAAGUCAAUAAUUGUAUUAGCAAGUGCAAUUUAAUCUGUUCCC
Messenger RNA from Drosophila ficusphila, 2518 nucleotides. RefSeq names its product LIM homeobox transcription factor 1-alpha (gene Lmx1a). Gene Ontology annotation, cellular component: nucleus. Gene Ontology annotation, biological process: regulation of transcription by RNA polymerase II; neuron differentiation. The record is from RefSeq and is a predicted model, not a curated record. Lineage: Eukaryota; Metazoa; Arthropoda; Insecta; Diptera; Drosophilidae. The transcript is spliced from 3 exons. Bases 220 to 2076 code for a protein of 618 amino acids. Gene Ontology annotation, molecular function: DNA-binding transcription factor activity, RNA polymerase II-specific; RNA polymerase II transcription regulatory region sequence-specific DNA binding.